UUCGGUACCGAUCCCGUCGGCGCCACGAUCCGAGAGGGGAGGCUUUGGGCUUCACGUGCUUGUGUCGCUUCGGCGUCAUAUCUUCGAGCCAUGAACUUUUUUUCCACAAAAAUCCGCCCAAACCGACGAGAGCCGUGAUGUAUUUUGCAGAAUUCAGGUAAAAUUAACCCAAACCGACGAAACCGAGCCGGACGACACCGAAUGCACAUGAAAGCCCAAUCAACCUUUCAGAGGACACGAUGAGUUUGAUUGAUGCAAAUCGUCGUUUUCGUUUUUAAUAAGCCGAAAUAGUUGACGAACUAACACAGUCCGGCCACAGAGUCCGCGUGACGUUUCUCCGAUUAUUUAUUGUUAAACCUUCUAUAAAUUAAAUGUGCGCGAAUCAAAGUGGCUCCCGUAUUGUGGAUCAUAUUCACACAUUUCAAGAGGUGUUGGUGUUAUUUGUGUGCUUUAUAUCUGAACGAUUUAAACCUUAUAAUACAUAAACGAGCUGCUCCAACACUCAGUGCUCAGAGAGAAUUGCUUGGCUGUUAGGAAAGUUGCCAGCAACCCAAACACCAGCUUCACCGACCAGAACCCAUCGGUACCGUGCUCAGGUCAAGUAGUUCAAGCCAGCAUGGAUUGAUGUCAGGCCGGCGUUAUUGAUCUCACCCAGCACAAAAUGCAGAUGCUGUAGAAGUUACACCCGCAUGCUGCUACUGUAAAUCACUACAUUAUGCAGCUGGACCCAGAGCAGACUGGUUUUAUAGCAGUGGAAAAUUUCACCAGUCUAGCUGAGCAUCAUGAGAUACAGCUGGACCCCAGUAAACUGGAGAUGCUGCUCGCCCUGGUACAGAGCAAUGAACACGGACACGUCUGCUACCAGGAACUUAUCGAACUGUUGAGCAGUAAACGUUCCAGUAGUUUUCGCCGAGCCAUCGCAAAUGGGCGGCGCACGCUGCAGCGAGAGAUCCUAUUGGACGAGACGGGGCUGGGCGUGUACAAGCGCUUUGUGCGCUACGUGGCUUAUGAGAUUCUGCCAUGCGAGACGGACCGGCGAUGGUACUUUCAUCAGAACCGACUGUGUCCUCCACCUGUGUUCAUGGCCAUCAUCACUAUCAUACAGAUUAUUGUGUUCAUGUGUUAUGGCGUGAUGUUAAAUAAAUGGGUGUUGCAAACAUACCAGCCGGAUUUCAUGAAGAGCCCACUGGUGUAUCACCCCGGUCACCGGGCGCAGAUCUGGAGGUUCUUCAGCUAUAUGUUCAUGCACGUUGGGUUGGAGCAGUUGGGUUUCAAUGCUCUUCUACAGCUGAUGAUUGGAGUUCCUCUAGAGAUGGUUCAUGGUAUCUUGAGGAUCAGUCUGUUGUACAUGGCAGGAGUCGUCGCUGGUUCAUUGACGGUGUCCAUCACGGAUAUGCGGGCUCCGGUGGUGGGCGGGUCCGGAGGGGUCUACGCGCUCUGUUCGGCACAUCUCGCUAACGUUGUCAUGAACUGGGCAGGCAUGAAGUGUCCAUACAAGCUGCUCCGGAUGAUUCUUGCACUGGUUUGCAUGAGUUCAGAAGUGGGCCGUGCCGUAUGGUUACGUUUCUCACCGCCCCUCCCCUCCUCCGGACCUCAGCCCAGUUUCAUGGCUCAUCUGUCCGGCGCCGUGGUGGGAAUCAGCAUGGGUCUGCUCAUCCUGCGCAGCUACGAGGAAUCCCUGCAUAAACAGUGUUCCUGGUGGGUUCUCAUCCUCUCCUUCAUCACCUUCCUCCUUUUCGCCAUCUUUUGGAACAUUUUCGCUUACGAGCUGCUCGGGGUACAAAUCCCGCCCCCUCCCUGAUGACACGCCCCGUGGCUGUGAAAAGCCACGCCCCCAGACCUCCGAUAACAGUCUGGUACAUGUUCGAGCUCAGUCCACUCCGCUCGAUCAGCAGCGGAAGAACGGAGGAACGUUGCGAAGCAUAUUCACAUUCCAUACAGACACAGUGAACAUAUAUGGUGUGGUAUUUUUUAUGAACACUCCAAGGCAGCUGAAGGGUCUCGUGAGCUUAUUCGAAUGGACUGUCAGUGUAUCAUAUAACAAACACACACACAAAACAUUAAAUUAGUUUUCUUCUCUGCGUGUGAAUUCAGCCCGAGGCUUGUUCACGACGCCUUUCUAUAUUGUUUUGAUGUGACAGCCUCAUCUAAGCCUGUUACGCGCUACAGAUACGAUCAGUAAUAGAUGAAAUAUCUUCAGUCGAACUGAGAAAAGCAAAACCUUACGCCCAUAGAGGUAUGCGAGGUUGAUGAUGUUAUUUUGUAGUGUUUGUUGAUGAUCACAUAAACGGCGUCUAUUCAGUUUAACAACAAAGUAGAAAAUUAUACGAUACAAAAUUAUCUUCUAGAUCACGGUCUGAUAUUGAAACCGUUUUCUGUGAUGCUACAGCCGAGAGGACAGAAACAUGAAAGUUAAUGAUCUGUACGACGGCUGUUCUGCCAAAAUAAACAUCAGCAAGUCUGUUUAGUUAAAAUGCGAUAAAUUAAGUGAAAAAUCGUUCAGUUACGCUGUCUAAGAACAAAGUCCCUUUAGGGAAGUCGCGCCACUAAGCGGCCAUAUUUGCAACGCCUCCGUGCAGUUUUAUCAGUCAUGCAAGACUAAAGUCCUGUCUACUUGAAUGGAGAAAGACAGAUAUCUCUAAAAUCGCAAUUAAACGACAUAUUUCUAACCAACAAUUAAGCCAUUUGCUUCUUAGCUCAAAUUGCGCUAAAACACUUUUUACAAGGUCGUUUCAGCGCCUCACGACUACAGAGAAUACUCCUCCCCCAGAGAAUCAUCAGUCUUUAUCGAUUGAUGAUUGGUUAAUUUAACUGGAAGGCGGGGCUUUUUGAGCGUUGCAUUGUCCCCUAUUCAUAAUAAAAGCAGUGCUCAAUCUUGUUAUAUCCAAUAUCUUUGCUUAGAAGGAAGCUGACAGUGACUGGGUUUCCAUCGAAACAUUGAGCAAAUCUUUUUAAAAUGCGCAAAAAACAAGAAAACAGACAAAUGCGAAUUAGGUGCGUUUCCAUCAAGUUGUUCGAGCGAAUUAUGGUGGUAUUGGUAACCAACAGUAAAUAAAACCAGACACGCUUAGAAAAUGGAGACAAGGCUGUGUUUAGUUACGUUAUACAUUUACUAGCAGUGUAGCUUGUAAUUGCCAAACUGAAUGAUGUGCACAGAAAAAGGAAUCCAGAAUUUUUGAUGCAGGCACUAGCAGCAAGGGCAUUGCGACGUCAUCAAGCACCAUAUAUGGUAAAGACAACUUCGACGGAAACAGCUAGACGAUCAGUCACGUGGGUUUAAUGUUCGCUACGUCAGAAUUUUCUCGGCAAAUGCGUUUCCAUCUCCCAUUAUUCGCAUUUACUCUAUAUCGCAUAAAUCAAAAACCGCCUCAAGCAAGCGUAAAAAAAUUUUAUUCAAAAUUUGACGUUUUUUAUGCGAUACUUCAAAUAAGUGUGAUGGAAAUCCCCCAAGUGUUGGUAUGGUCUCUUAUCAAGACAUUACAUAUACAUUUAUGCAUUCGGCAGACGCUUUUAUCCAAAGCGAUCUCCAGUGCAUUGCAAGGUAUAUAUAUUAGCAGUAUGUGCGUUCUCUGAAUCGAACCCACAACUUUUGCGCCGCUAACGCAAAUCUCUACUACUGAUCUAAACUAAUCGUAUUAAAUUCUGCUUGACUGUAUUUUAGACCAUUGGAGCGAGUAAUAAUGGUUAGGACUAAGAAUAUUUACCUCACAUAAAGUCAAGAUAAACCAUCAAUUAUUGAUAAGCGUGCAAAACUUUGGAUAAGGAAGCGAUGGGGUAUUUUAUGAAAUCCCAUUAACUCUUACACAAAGCAAAUAAUUACACAAUUCUGUAGUGCCAAAAUAUCAUCCGCUAAGCUGCUAAAAUAAAUUAAACCGAUUUUGCCGAAGGAAGCAUUUAUAUAAGAUUACUAUCUUAUCGCUUUGAGUUUCUUUUCAUUUUCGAAAAGCACGACCGUGUGUUUGGUUGAUGUCUCUGAUGUUGUGUAUUUUUUAAUGCCAUAGAUCUAUAUUUAUAUUUAUUCAGAGUGGUUGUCCUUGUGGGAUCGUGGCGUUUGUAAAGCUUUUCUCAAACCAAAUCGCCCUUGAAAACAGAAAGUGCGAACAGAUAAAACUAAUG
Misgurnus anguillicaudatus (oriental weatherfish) is the source of this 4116-nucleotide messenger RNA. The record is from RefSeq and is a predicted model, not a curated record. NCBI's taxonomy places the organism in Eukaryota, Metazoa, Chordata, Actinopteri, Cypriniformes, Cobitidae.